AUGGAAGGACUAGAAUGCAAUGAGUGCAUUGCACUGAAGGACUUGUACUCUGAGUGGGGAGAUGAACGAGUGCAAGCUCGGAUCAUUGCAAAUACCGCUUUGUUGGCUGCGCUCACGAGCCCAUUUGCAGAAUCCGCGUCUUCGGCGAAAUUUCCAUCCUGGACUCCCCGGACCCGGUCAAUGUCACAAAUCGUCAAAUGCAAACCUUUUGAGCCUGUUGACGGGGAAUUGCUGAAGUUGAUGUGGGUGAAGAUAAGGCGAGAUUAUGCUAAGUGGAAACUGGGAGGGGUGGUUUCUCGUGUGAUUGCCCAGCGAUGUGUAUGCUAUUCCUACAUACAUGAUCUUCACCCACAUGACGCUGUCAGGAACGAGGCCUUCCGUUGCAUGAAUUUGGGAGUGGCCUUCGCUCAGUUCACCGCUUACACCACGUUGAUGGAUUUCUUGAAGUCGAAGGGCAAAACGCUUUCGGACUUGCACGAGUUGCUUCCUACUCCCUUUAUUACCGACUUCAAGGCAGCAGUUGAGCGUCGACGCAGUGAUCUGAAAGCAUCGCCUUGCUGGUAUCCCUACUGCCACGCACUGAAAACAAGUUUCGUUCGUGAAUUUUCACUUCGUAAUUGUCAAGAUAUUGCCUAUUUUGGCAUAGCUCUUAAGGCUCUGUGGAGGGAUGUGAAUGCUACCGUAGGAGAUGCUGCUGGUGUUGAACUAUCGGAAGAGGUCAAGAAGCAAUUGUGCGAGUACGCGAAAAUUGUCGUUGCGGAAUGGCAAGAGGCGACACCUGUGCGUACUCGGUGUUCGACAUCUGCCUGA
Messenger RNA from Mesocestoides corti, 810 nucleotides. The record is from the annotation of a GenBank genome assembly. NCBI's taxonomy places the organism in Eukaryota, Metazoa, Platyhelminthes, Cestoda, Cyclophyllidea, Mesocestoididae.